AUGGCGGAUAAUCUCUUUAGCAAUAACGAUGUGGAUGAGUUGAUGGAAAACGAUGGAAGUGUCGGUGCAGAAGACACGCGUGAGGAGUCGGCAGUGCCGCCUCCCCAGUUACCGGAGUUCACUCGCAAAGACAAGACUUUGGAGGAGAUUCUAGAGAUGAUGGAUGACGAGGAUUUCACACCCAUCAUCCCGGAUCUGGUGACAGACUACUAUUUAGCCAAAAACGGGUUCGAGACGUCGGAUGUGAAGAUCAAGCGCCUGCUUGCGUUGGCUACUCAGAAGUUCGUGAGUGAUGUUGCUACGAACGCUUACGAAUAUUCGCGAAUCCGGUCGCAGAGUGCGGUUUACAACUCGACAAAUCCCCAGGCACGUGCCAAACAGCUGCUUGCUGGCCAGCAGCAGAUAAAUGUUUCCAAUGGAGAUGAAACGGCCACUGCUUCUGGCGGUGGAGGAGGAGGGUCUUUUUCAAAUAACCACGAUAAGAAGGUGGUUUUGACGAUGGAGGACUUGAGUCUUGCGCUGGGAGAGUAUGGGUUGAAUGUUAAUAGGCCUGAUUUCUACAGGUGA
Messenger RNA from Kuraishia capsulata CBS 1993, 567 nucleotides. RefSeq lists its product as uncharacterized. The coding region runs from base 1 to 567 and encodes 188 amino acids. The record is from RefSeq and is a predicted model, not a curated record. Gene Ontology annotation, molecular function: RNA polymerase II general transcription initiation factor activity; promoter-specific chromatin binding. Gene Ontology annotation, biological process: transcription initiation at RNA polymerase II promoter. Gene Ontology annotation, cellular component: nucleus; SAGA complex; transcription factor TFIID complex. NCBI's taxonomy places the organism in Eukaryota, Fungi, Ascomycota, Pichiomycetes, Pichiales, Pichiaceae. The transcript has a single exon.